AGUGAGCUUCCGUUUUCCGCUCGGCUCCCGCCCCGCUCCGCCAUCAUCCGGUCCUGAACAAUAAAGAGGAUUAAAAUAAAACCAAUAAAACAGUCAUGGGACCGCUGGUGUCUGACAACAACUUCAAAUUAAUCCAUUGACACCAUAUAUAAUGGUUAAAUAUGAUGGAAAACGAGAGCGGCGGAAUAUCAGGGUUUGCUGAUAAGCGGUUCAGCAGUUUUUUCAUUGACAAUCAGCUGAUGUUCAUCUGGAGCUGAGGGAGGGAGAGAGAGAGAGAGAGAGAGAGAGCGCGAUAGAUAGAGGGAGGGAGGGAGAGAGAGAAACCAGCCGACUCGCGUGUCUCGCACUUGUGAGUCUUAGUUAAAAAAAAAUACGACGUGCCAUUUUCUCUGGACAUUAUGCGAUAAGAAUAUGGCUCGAUGUUCAAAUGAAGAUUGCUUGUGUUGACUGAAGAAAGGAGCAGCAUUUUUUCCCCCUCGUCAGGCCGGACACUGAGCUAGCUUUAGCUUUAGCUAGCUACAGCGGAGACACCACGGAGCUGGCCAUGCCUUCGAGUGUGCGGGCCGGGAGUCUGAAGGACCCGGAGGUGGCGGAGCUCUUCUUCAGGGAAGAUCCAGAGAAACUCUUCACAGACCUCCGCGAGAUUGGCCAUGGCAGCUUUGGGGCCGUGUACUUUGCCCAUGACAUCCGCACCAACGAAGUGGUGGCCAUUAAGAAGAUGUCGUACAGCGGCAAGCAGUCAAACGAGAAGUGGCAGGAUAUCAUCAAAGAAGUGAAGUUCCUUCAGAAGCUGCGGCACCCCAACACGGUGGAGUACAAAGGCUGCUACUUGCGAGAGCACACAGCAUGGCUGGUGAUGGAGUAUUGUUUGGGUUCAGCCUCUGAUCUGAUAGAAGUGCACAAGAAGCCAUUGCAGGAAGUAGAGAUUGCAGCGAUCAUUCAUGGUGCUCUGCAGGGCCUGGUGUACCUCCACUCCCACAACAUGAUUCACAGAGAUGUGAAGGCUGGAAAUAUCUUAUUGACUGAGCCAGGGCAAGUAAAAUUGGGAGAUUUUGGCUCUGCUUCCAUCGUGGCGCCUGCCAAUUCCUUUGUAGGCACACCCUACUGGAUGGCUCCAGAGGUGAUCCUGGCCAUGGAUGAGGGCCAGUAUGAAGGGAAAGUGGAUGUGUGGUCACUCGGCAUCACUUGUAUAGAGCUGGCGGAGAGAAAGCCUCCCUUAUUUAACAUGAAUGCUAUGAGUGCCUUAUAUCACAUUGCUCAGAACGAAAGCCCAGUCCUGCAGUCUAAUCACUGGUCGGAUUAUUUCCGAAAUUUUGUGGACUCCUGUCUACAGAAGAUUGCCCAGGACAGACCUACCUCUGAUGUGCUGCUCAAGCAUCAUUUCCUGUGUCGUGAGCGUCCUCUGACUGUGGUGAUGGAUUUGAUUGCUCGCACUAAAGAUGCUGUGAGAGAGCUGGACAACCUACAGUACCGCAAAAUGAAGAAGAUACUCUUCCAGGAAACGCACAAUGGUCCUGCUGCAGAGGGCACUGAGGAGGAGGAGGAUGUGGAGCAGUACAUGCUGCGCACAGGCACGGUGAACAGCAUGGAGAGCUCGCACUCCCUGCCCUCCAUGUCGAUCAGCGCCAGCUCACAGAGUUCUUCGGUGAACAGCCUAGCUGAUGGCUCGGAUGACAGUGGUGAGAUGGCCAUGAUGCAGGAGGGAGAGCACACGGUUAGCUCCAACAGCUCCGUAUUGCACAAACCACUGAGCCAUGAUAACAUCUACGACGAGCCCUAUCAGCCCGAGGUGGACUCUCAGCAACAGGGUCCGUCCGGAGGAGGAGGGGGCGGUGGAGGGGGUAGGCGACGUCGCGGCCGUGAUCACUUUGCCACCAUCCGCACGGCCUCACUGGUGACGCGUCAGAUCCAGGAGCAUGAGCAGGGUUCAGCACUUAGAGAGCAAAUGACUGGCUACAAGCGUAUGCGCCGCCAGCACCAGAAGCAGCUGAUGGCCCUGGAGAACAAGCUGAAGUCUGAGAUGGAUGAGCACCAGCUGCGGCUGGACAAAGAGCUUGAGACGCAGAGGAACAACUUCAGCAGUGAGAGUGACAAGUUCAGCAAGAAGCACCAGGCCAUACUGGAGAAAGAGGGUAAGAGUGCUUCAGCAGAGGAAAAGAAGUUCCAACAGCACAUCUUGACUCAGCAGAAGAAAGAGCUUACUACUCUUCUUGAGUCUCAGAAACGCCAGUAUCGACAACGCAAAGAGCAGCUCAAGGAGGAGCUGAAUGAGAACCAAUCCACACCAAAGCGGGAGAAGCAGGAGUGGCUGGUGCAGCAGAAGGAGUGUCUGCAGCAGCACCAGGCUGAGGAAGAGGCCGGCUUGCUGCGUCGCCAGAGACAGUAUUAUGAGCUGCAGUGCCGCCAGUACAAGAGGAAGAUGCUGCUGGCCCGCCACAACUUGGAGCAGGAUCUGCUCAGAGAGGUAACGUGUGGACACAUACACACAGAACCUCAGAAUAAAGUGGAACUCAAUAAGAAACAGACACUGAAGGACCUGGAGUGUGCAAUGCUGCUUCGGCACCACGAGUCCACACAGGAACUAGAGUUGCGUCAGCUGGGUCUGGUGCAAAGAACACGGGCAGAGUUGAUUCGCACGCAGCACCAGAGUGAACUCACUAACCAGCUCGAGUACAACAAGCGGCGUGAACAAGAGUUGCGCCAGAAACACGCUGUCGAAGUCCGCCAGCAGCCAAAGAGCCUCAGAGUGAGUGAGCGUGAUGGCACGGAGAGCAGUGGGGAGGGUCCUGACAGAAAUGGGGAGGGGAUCGAGAAUUCAUGCAGUGGGCUGGUUGAGGAAAGUACGGAAGAGGUUUUUGAGGGAGUUGAGGUGGAAGAUGGGAGCAUGUUCUGUGGAGAGCACACUCCAUCUGUGGAAGAGAGUGCACAGGAGGCAAAGAGUGUGAGCGUUGAUGAAAGUGAGAAAAGAGAGAGGGAGGGUUUGAGUGGUGGGAGGGGUGAUGAAAGAAGCCAUUUGCAGCCUUUAGAUGAGCAUGGCCGAGAGAAAGAGGCUGAUGGAGGGACAGAAGAGGAGAUGAUGUUUUUUGAACAUGCCAAAGGAGAGAGCAUAGAUGACCAGUGCCAUGAUUUGGGGGAAGAAAAUAAAGAAUGGCAGUCGGAAGAGAGAGUGGAGGAGAAAGGAUUGGGGGACCAAAGACUAGUUGAAGGGCUGCAGUGGGAUAAGGAGGAUGAUGCAAGUAGUGAGACAGAGAUAGAGACUGAGGAAGAGGGAGAAGAGGGUAGAGGCGUGGCUGAUGGCUGUCCAUCAGAGCUUAUCCCUUCCUCUUCUCUUGAAAUCCCUCAACGAGAUGAGCUCUCCGAAUUCUACUUCCCUGACACUCUAGAGGAACUGGAACCUCCUCCUAUCCACCCUCCUCCCAGCAGCUCCAGUUCUCAAGCAUCCAUCCCUUCACUCUUUUCUCACACCAUAUGUCUUGUCCUCUCCCUCUCUGCAGCAGCCAAACCAUCCUUCCCAACCCUCCUCUUCCUCUCGAUAUUCCUUCUCUCCCUUCGCCGCUCUCCUCCUCUUCCCUCCCUUGCAUCUCUGGUUCUUUCAGCUGAGCUGGCCUUCCUGGCUCUCUUUUUCUCUUACCUAUUCCUUCGCUCACUCUGGUCACUUUCUCUUUCUGCAUUCUUCUCACUCGUGCUCUGGGCAUCGGGCCUGUUCAGCAUGGGCCUGGCACUGAGUCUGGGCCUCUAUUAUGUUCCUUUGGCCCUGAUCUCGGCUUUCUUCCUCAGCUCGCCCUCACUCUUCCUGUCUCUCUACUUAUUGCUGGUGCUGGUGGUGCGUCCAGUGCGCGUCUUCUUUCAGAAUGCACCUCGAAAGCUUUCCCGAUUCUGGGUGCGUCUGCUUUUCCGUCUGCCAAAGCCACUGUUCACGCUGUGUCAGUCCCUCGCAGGUGGCAUGGCUGAGCGCAGCCUCUUUGAUAUGUUCCCCAAAGCAGGACGUAAUUGUGGUGGUAGGCACUCCCGCAUACCUGUGCCUACCCGGAGCCUACCUACUGAGCUCCAGGCCAAGCGUGAGUCUUUGGUAUACAUUUGGGUCAAGCGCUUUGCUCGGCGUCCCUUGGGCGUUUUAGCAGAUCUGGCUAAUUCGCUAGUGCUGCGAUUAGCAAACCGAAUACUUAAAGAGCUUCCCCCACAUUACCUGAGCAGACUGAGGGCUUUAGGGCUUUUAAGGGAGGAGAAACCAAGCAGGCUUCCCCGACUCCUACCACGUGAAGUGAGGGAACAGAAGCGCAGGAUGAGGGAGAGGAGAGAGAGGGAGCGACGAAGAAGGGCACAAGAGAUGAUGCAUAGAGAGGAUGGGAGGUGGGAGAGCGGGCUUAGGAGGACAUCCUCAGGAAGGAGCACAAGGGGGAAGAUUGUGCCAUGGAGGUAGAUGGCAGUUGCAUUACCAGGGGAGCGAACAGAAGAAUUGCCAAAGUGUUUGCUGUCUGUGUGAGUGAGUGAUCAUUCAUGCUGAGCAUUCUUAUGUAUUUUUUUUCCCCCCUAUACAUUUUUGCAUGCUCAGGUUGAGCCUCAUAUGUUUACUGGCUUUAAAUCACUCCAUUACAUCUUGUCUGUCCAACUCCCAUAUUCACUAUCCAUCAAUCAGUGAAUAUAAAGUAUUAAUCAAGAUUGUGCUUUUUGUAAAAGUUUUCAUGUCUUAAUUUUAAUCUUUGAUUUAUUUUUAUGUUCUUAAUUACUAAGAAGUAUGUCUUAUGGUUAUUAUUUCAUGACCAUGUUUGUGCAAUUUUUUCCCCCCACCCUUCCUGUUUGUGUUGGUGUGCUUGUGAAAAGGGCUGUGAGAGAACAAUGUUCUAGUCCUAAGUCUGAAGCCAUAGCUGCAAUUAUUGUGAAAACUGUACUGUUAUUUAACAUUUUACACUAUGGAGCAACCCCCCCCCCCCCCCCCCCCCCACCGACACACCCAAACAGGCCAAACCACCAGCCCAUGACAUGGGGGGAUGACACUAUAUACUUUGCUACAGUUACUUACUUGCAGGAUCUGAGAGAUCACAAUAUUCCCAUUUGGACUGUGGUAAUAAUGACAACUGCCUUAAUGUUAUAGUGACUAUACUUAAAGCCUUACUCUAAAACAAAUCCCUAUGUUUUGUUUGUUAUUUGGCCCUUCCCUUCUCAAGAUAUGUAAAUUACUAGCAAGUGGUUCAAGAGAGUUUUCAGUGGAGCUUUUAAGGAAAUUGGAGUUCACCAUUUGCUUCAGAACAUAUUGAUGCUGUUAUAAAUCUGAACCGCUAGCCUGUUUUAAAGCUUGAUCAGCACAAGUCUGAACGAGAAAUGUUCUGUGUCUCUAAGCUUACAUGUAUACCUAUGCAUGAGAAUGCUUUCUGGUUGAUUUGAGUACUGGACUAAAUAGUGAAGGCAAUUAUUUAAUUAUACUGUUAUUGUGUCUAAUGGUAAUAGGUUUAAUGAUUUACCAUGUAGUUUGAUGGACUAGUGUCCAAUCCAGGGUCUCCUCCUCCAGAUUCAAUGCAACCCUGACCAGGAUAAACGGUUACUGAAGAGGACUGAAUGAAUGAUUUUACGAUUUAAACGGUUUAGUCAUAUACUUUCAUAUGAAGACAAAACAUUGUCUGUUGAACAGCAAAUAUUCUACAUGUAUCAAAUUGUUUCGUAAUUUGUUAAGCUGUUUUUGUCGUUACUGAGGCAACGCCAUUAUGGCAGCUCUGUGGGAUAUGCCGAUGAUGCAGAAUCAUACCAAAGAUCUCUAAAGCCAUAAAAUCCAUGAAAGAAACGAGACGUUUUAUUACUGGAUAAAGAUAUCUUGCACUCUUCUAAUCUUAAAUGGUCUCAAUAUUGAUUAAAACUUGAAGAAAAAAAAAAAAAGCAUUUUAUUUAUUUAAAAAAAGAAGGAAUGACCCUACAUAUAGUACAAGAGUAGAUGCAAAUCAAGGUUGGUUUGUCUUUGUUUUAUUUCAACAAAUUUGAACUGAUCUGAGCAAUGAAGAAGCAAAUUUGACCAAAUGUGAAGUGUUAUUUUUGCAAACCAGUAACAGUUCAGCCAUAACAGUUGUUUUUGAAUGUAAUUUUUUGAGAACAUUUCAUCUUUGUUUACACAUUCUGUUUUGUGCGUCUAUUCUUUGAAUCUGCAGUUAUUUAACUAAUAUAUUUGUGCCUAUUUUUUUUUUUAUUUUUUUUUUACUUUUAGUCAAUCACCUUGUGUUUCAAGGCCAUUUUGUGUGCAUUUCAUCCUCACUGUGUGAAUGAAUGGAUGUUCACUGUAAACAGUCAUUUUCUUAUUCUUUGUCAAAUAAAUUUUUUUCUGUUGAAAUCA
Molecule: messenger RNA, 6316 nt
Organism: Ictalurus punctatus (channel catfish)
Lineage: Eukaryota; Metazoa; Chordata; Actinopteri; Siluriformes; Ictaluridae
Gene: taok2b
Product: TAO kinase 2b
Exons: 16
Coding region: 545-4420 (1291 amino acids)
Biological process (GO): protein phosphorylation
Molecular function (GO): protein kinase activity; ATP binding
Source: RefSeq, a predicted model, not a curated record